GAUAUAAAACGCAGGCCCUGUCCGAAGGAAGAUCCAUAUAUGUUUCUGGUUUCGCUAUCCUCUUUCUCCACAACCAACCGAGCAAGAAGAAAAUGGCGGAUCAGCUAACGGACGACCAGAUCUCCGAGUUCAAGGAGGCCUUCAGCCUCUUCGACAAGGAUGGCGACGGCUGCAUCACCACCAAGGAGCUUGGAACUGUAAUGAGGUCACUGGGGCAGAAUCCAACCGAGGCUGAGCUGCAGGACAUGAUAAAUGAGGUUGAUGCUGAUGGUAACGGCACCAUUGACUUCCCCGAGUUUCUUAAUCUAAUGGCCCGGAAAAUGAAGGAUACGGACUCUGAAGAGGAGCUGAAAGAAGCGUUUCGAGUUUUUGACAAGGAUCAAAAUGGUUUCAUUUCUGCUGCUGAGUUGCGUCAUGUGAUGACGAACCUAGGGGAGAAGCUUACAGAUGAAGAAGUCGACGAGAUGAUUAGGGAGGCUGAUGUUGACGGCGAUGGACAAAUCAACUAUGAGGAGUUUGUUAAGGUGAUGAUGGCCAAGUGAUAGCCUUCCAGAAAGGUGAAAAAAACAAGGACCAAAAAUUGUGAUCAUUGUAAGAAGUGGAAAAAAUGACCUAAGAACAACUGAUGGACAAGGUUUAACUAGUAGAAGAUCGGUCUUUCACCAUUUUGAUUAUCUGAAUUAUUUUGAAAAUGUGAAGCCCUUAAGGAAAUGUAGUAGUGGGGGGUCUGUUUAUGCUGGGCGUGGUGGAAUUCCACUCUUUGUUUAUGAUGUGUCUGCUAACGCAACGACUCUGUUGGGAGUGUCCUUUGGUUUGGUUUUGUUUUGUUUUUAUUUAUUUAUGGCUCGUGCUAUUCUGUGUAGCUUAAUGACUUGGGAAGAAUGUAGUAAUGUCAUGUGUGGUGUUCUUUGGAAAAUUGUACUAGUGUCGAAUUGAGUUUGAAGUUAUUCAACGUUACCUUAUCAGGUAGCGCUGAGGAACGGGAAAAAUAUUGUAUUUUGUCUUUUGAUGCACUUGUCAAUUUUAUACCCAGUCUGUAUUUUGUUGCCAA
This is a messenger RNA of Diospyros lotus (date-plum), 1051 nucleotides long. Its product is annotated as calmodulin-7. The record is from RefSeq and is a predicted model, not a curated record. Gene Ontology annotation, molecular function: calcium ion binding; enzyme regulator activity. Bases 93 to 542 code for a protein of 149 amino acids. Lineage: Eukaryota; Viridiplantae; Streptophyta; Magnoliopsida; Ericales; Ebenaceae. The transcript has 2 exons.